AUGGCCAGGCUGACGGGCACCCGGCCCGUGGCCACCCGCCGCUGGGGAUGUGCCGCUGCCUUCCUCCUCCUCCUCUUCACCGUGCAAGCCGCCCAAAAAGCUGAUUUUAGCGGAGAUUCCACGGCGGCCACCAUCAACCACUCGCUGACGCUGCUGCAGCGGCUGCAGGAGCUGCUGCAGAACGGCAAUGGCAGCGACUCGGUGCUGCGGGUCCGCUCGGCCGCCUCCGACGAACCCAAGGUGUUCCACACACACCAGCUGCUGCUGAGCCUCCAGAGCGAGGUCUUCGAGAGCCUCCUGCACAACCAGAGUGUUGUGACCCUGUAUGAGCCACCCGAGACUGCCGCGCUCUUCGAGAAGUUCAUCAGGUACUUGUACUGCGGGGGGGUCUCCAUUCUGCUGCACCAGGCCAUCCCCAUGCACCAGCUGGCCAGCAAAUACCGGGUCUGGGGGCUGCAGCGUGGCGUGGCCGAAUACAUGAGGACCCACCUGGCCAGCGAGUCGAGCCAGGGCCACGUGGUGGGCUGGUACCACUACGCCGUGCGCGUCGGGGACGCGGCGCUGCAGGAGAGCUGCCUCCAGUACCUGGCCUGGAACCUGUCGGCGGUGCUGGGCAGCGCCGAAUGGGGCUCGGUGAGCGUGGAGCUGCUGCUGCUGCUGCUGGAGCGCUCCGACCUGGUGCUGCACAGCGAGCUGGAGCUCUACACUGCCGUGGAGGGCUGGCUGAGCCGCCGGCAGCCCGAGACACCCGUGGCAGAGCGGGUGCUGCGCGCCAUCCGCUACCCCAUGAUCGCUCCCAGCCAGCUGUUCCGGCUGCAGGCGCAGUCGGCGGUGCUGGCGCGGCACCGCGGCGCGGUGCAGGACCUGCUCUUCCAGGCUUUCCAGUUCCACGCCGCCUCCCCGCUCCACUUCGCCAAGUACUUUGACGUCAACUGCAGCAUGUUCCUACCCCGCAACUACCUCGCGCCCAGCUGGGGCUCCCAGUGGGUCAUCACCAACCCGGCGCGGGACGACCGCAGCACCAGCUUCCAGACCCAGCUGGGGCCCAGCAGCCACGACGCGGGCAAGAGGGUGACCUGGAACGUGCUGUUCUCGCCGCGCUGGCUGCCCGUCAGCCUGCGCCCCGUGUACUCGGACUCGGUGGCGGGCGCCAUCCAGCCCGUGCGCAUCGAGGACGGGCGCCCGCGCCUCGUCAUCACCCCGGCCAUGAGCAGCCCCGACUUUGCUGGAGUCACCUUCCAGAAGACCGUGCUGGUGGGUGUGAGGCAGCAGGGCCGUGUGCUGGUCAAGCACGCCUACAGCUUCCACCAGAGCUCGGAUGAGGCGGCCGAUUUCCUGGUGCACGCCGACCUGCAGAAACGCACCUCCGAGUACCUCAUCGACAACUCCCUGCACCUCCACAUCAUCAUCAAGCCUGUCUACCACUCCCUCAUUAAGGUGAAGAAGUAA
Messenger RNA from Cinclus cinclus, 1449 nucleotides. It is a transcript of the gene BTBD17, whose product is annotated as BTB domain containing 17. The record is from RefSeq and is a predicted model, not a curated record. Gene Ontology annotation, molecular function: protein binding. The transcript is spliced from 3 exons. NCBI's taxonomy places the organism in Eukaryota, Metazoa, Chordata, Aves, Passeriformes, Cinclidae. The coding region runs from base 1 to 1449 and encodes 482 amino acids.